AUGACGACCGAUAAGUUGCAUCCGACUGAUUUAAGAGAAGGCCUAGGUACAGUUCCACUACUUCACCUACUACCGAAGCAAGACUUGGCUCCAUUGGUAUCAUUUAAUACGAUAGAUGCGGUAUCGAGUGAUAUCGAGGAGAAAGAGCUCAAUUCAUCGUCUGUUGCCUAUAAAAUGAGAUCUGCGAUGAAUGAUGAUCCAGGUUAUUUUAGUAAAGUGAUUGACUAUUUAGCAGAAGACUUCCGUUCCUUUGAGGACAACGAGCUAGAUGAUAUUACUUUCAAGAAACCAAUUAUAGCAAAGAAUGAUCUACUAGAUAGGAAAAAGAUCCCUGCAUUUCCGCCAUUUGAGAAAAGGCUAUUUGAAGAGAUGGGUGAUGUUGACGACUCUUCUAUAAAACACGGUACUAAUAUUCUGGACAUAUCACAAUUAGAUAAAUCGGAGCUUUCAGUUCAAGAUGAUUAUGAUGCAAACGAUGUUUUAUCUAUUCAACAGCAUAAUGAGAAAUACAACCAGAAAUUCGAAGUUGAGAAGAAAAAGAUGGACGAUCAAAAGGCAUCCCGUAAAAAUGUUAAGCUUUCUGAUGCACAUUCAUCGGAUCAGAGUAAAAGGCUAUUCGAUGAUUCAGAUGCAAGUCCUGCGCAGCAGAUUAAACGAUUUCAAAAGACGUCAUUCUUGGAAAGAGAUCAACUCAAAACUAGAGCUUGUGAAGAUUUAAUAGGAUUCAUUAAUGAUGUUGGUUUAAUUGAUGAAUGUACCAAUGGCAAUAAGUACUUUUUUAUCCAUGGUGAAAGCAAACUAUUAAAUACCGAGACGCUAGUUUUUGUUUUAGAUCGUUUAUUGAGAAUUCAGAAUGAUCAUGUCAUUGACCAAAUAGAACUUGAAUACUUAAUUAGAAUCGAAAAACUUUGUGUUCGAUCUAUCAAUGAAGGAAUACUGACCCACUGGAAUGAAGUAAUUGAAUUUAUUGAUGUUAAUAGUUUUGAAGAAUUCAUGAAAAAUUAUGAUGAUUUACGGAAAUUAUUCGAGCUGGCCUUGAAUGGUACUAUUGCAGCAAAGAUAAUUUUGCUGGUACUUAAUAGCAGGAGGAAUAAUAAGCAAUUGUUUUUGGACGAAUAUUUCAGGUCAAUCAUUGACUUAGUUUACGUAUUAGUCCAAGAAGUAAUUGUUCCUUUUGCGAGUAGAACAAUACCCGAUGUUCAAGUGCUAAAUAUUUCAAGAAGUUUUGUUUCAGGACUACUUAAUGACAUCUGCUCAAUCAAAAAUAUGAUAUCCAGUCAUAUUGAAAAAAAUGAAGUUGACGAAUAUCUAUUGACAAGACUUGAAUACCUAUCUGUCAUUAUAAUUUUUGCAGACUCGACUUUAAAAGAAAAAGCAUCAAUACUUGGUGUGAGUAAUUUUGAUAACUUGAGAGUUUGUUCGUGCAAGGUCCUUACAUGUAUUUUUAAGUACCGUCCAGACCAGAGACAGUUUAUUUUAAACGAAAUUCUAUCAAACUUCGAUAAAUUACCGACGCAGAAGGUUGCAGCUCGGCGUUUCAAAUUAAAUAGAGGUGGUAAUAUUCAACUUACAACUGUAUUGCUAUUGAAUUUGCUACAAAGCUUUGACGUAUCGAGAUUUUCUCUGGAUGCGAAUGAAGCUAGGGAAAUGAACUCUGAUGAGAAAUACAACUCAUUUGUGGAAAACAAAAGAAAGGGUAUCAUUGAAAAUGUUUUCUUGUUGCACGAAGAGGUUACAAGAGUAUCAAAUGACAUUGCUGCUUUUUUGAUGAAUAAGUUAUAUAACAAUCCUGAUAGUCAACAAAAGCAAUAUCUUGAAUUACUUUUGGAAGAUUUACUUGCGGUUGUAAUAUUUCCUGAAUGGCCAUCUGCUGAAAUUUUACUUGUAUCCAUCUUUAAAGCAUUACUAUAUGUUAUACAAUCAGGAUCAUAUUCUUCACAGAUUGAAACUUCUGCGCUAGAAUUAGCUGGAUUGAUUGGCACUAAAAUCUUUGAGUUGAAACAAUCUUAUACUGGUGUUCAUCAAUUCAAUAUUAAUUCCACCAAUGAAGAUAUUAUAUUCUAUUCCGGAUGCUUUAUGGAUUCGCUAGAAUACGUGCAAUUGCAAUCUAUGAAAAAUAAAGAGUAUAUUACAGCUUUCAGGUUUUUAGUUUUGAAAUUUAUUUGCCGGCUUAAAAUCAUUGUUCAGAAUAAUGGCCAUAAGAAUACAGAAAAUCAAUUAGCUGCAUUGAAUUCUGACAACGAUAGUUCUUCUCAACUGGCCACAGUUAAGCAUGAUGUGAAUUUAUUAUAUGGUCGUCUUUUAGAUAUUUUAGCUGACGAUAAUAUUAACCUUAACCAAACCUUGAAAUCAAAUAUGGACUCCCAGUCCAUAUCUUCAUAUUCACAAAUAUUAUUAACCCAGGAACUACUAGGCCUUUUCGAUAGUUUUCUUAAUGUGAUGGUUAACACAUUAGAUAGUACAAAAGUCAAAUCAAAAACUAAAGCAAUAAGAACUUUGUCAUCAUUGAUUGAUAUUGAUCCUACAUUGUUAGUAUCACCUAAAAUACAGGAAUCUGUUUCUAAGAGGUUAUUGGACUCCUCUCCUUUGGUUAGAGAUGCAGUUAUCGAUUUGAUUAGUAGAUUUAUGCUGUCGAAACCAGAAGUAAUUGAUCAGUUUCAUAAGCCUAUAUGUGAUCGUUUAAAUGACGAAAGUAUUCAAGUGAGGAAACGCGUAAUUAAACUUUCAAAAGAAAUGUAUUUGAAUACAGAUAAUAUAUCAAUUAAAAGUCAAAUAUCUAUGAAAAUUUUAAGAAGAUUAGACGACGAGGAUGAUGUAAUGGCAAAUAUUGCAAAGUCUUAUUUGCUUGACUUAUGGUUCACUUCAUUGGCGGAUGAAGCAAAAUCAUUGGAUUUGGGGCAUCUUCUGACAGCCACAGCGAAAAUAGCAGAUGUUAUAAUGGAAGUUACAAGCAUUGGAGGAAAAGCUACAGCAUUUUUUGAAACAUUCUUAACAGAAUAUGUUCUAUGUAAUCCUGACCCUAGGGUGAUGCAGACUGUAAGAUUAAUCAUAGAUCAAACUUUGGAUAGAAUAAUUGAUUGUGUUAAUACUAAUUCCGAGACACAAAUUGUGAAAGCAUUAAUUCUUAUCUCCACAUUUGUAAAAUGUGAUGGUAAGUUAAUGACUCAAGAUCAACUAGUUUCAUUACAACCUUAUUUAGUAGAUGAAAAAAAUUCAGGAGAGCCUAUUUGCUUCUAUAGUUUGCAAAUACUUAAGCAUGUCCUUCCUUGUUUUGCAGCAUUAAGACCUGCAUUUGUUGAUGCUGCCCAGACAUAUUUAUUGCGUCGGCUCACCAAAUUUAACGUAAAAGAGCUACAUGAAGCUAUGCCUUGUGUUUGGAGAUUGUGCUAUAUGAAUAAGGAUACAGUCAAACUAGCGAACGCAUCAAUUUCGUGUAUGAAACUUAUAAAGCCAUUUAUUGAUUUAUCCAAAAGAGACGAAAAGAUAGAUUUCAAUACUAAAUUACAUAAAUUGCUUCAUCUACUUGGAUGCUUUGGGACAUAUUGUAAACUUGAGAAGCAUAGGGAAGUAUACAUAAAAGCCCGCGUUGGCUUGAAGGAAAACGAAACAGUAAUUAGUGUUAUUACAAAGUUUUUAUUAUUUUUUUGUGGGUCUACCUUUCUGUCCCAAAUCAAAAAAAUUGCCAUCAAGAAUAUCAUAAGCGUUUGUUCUACUCAUCCAAAAUUGUUUAUGUCUGAUGCUAUCUUAAAAAUUCUAGAUCGUGAAUUUGAUGAUGUUGACGUAGAUAUCAAGCGCACUAUUAUUCAAGGGUUUAUGGACUUCCUAAAGAAUGAGGAUAACAAUUCAAAGAAACUAAAUGGCGUUCAAACAAAAUCAUCUACUGAAAUAAAAUUAGAUGUUGCAGUUUUUCAUGGUGAUGCUAAAUCAUAUGUAAAUGAUGGUAUCUGCGCGGGUAUAAUUCAGAGAUAUUUGGAAAAGAUUUUAAAGUUUUGUCUUCAAGAAUCGGACGAAUUCGCUAUAUUACCUGUUCAGUUUGUUCAGUUAGUAAUUAAGCUAGGUUUUGCAAAUCCAAAAAUUUGUAUUCCCUAUAUAAUUGCCUUGGAGUCAACAACCAAUCCACAUAUCAGACAUAUCGCUUUUGAACUACAUACUGAAUUGUUCGAGAAACACGAAUCAUUAACUGAUUCGAGUUAUCUAGAGGGUUUAAAAUUAGCGGUAGCUUAUAGAAAGCGUACGGCUAGUAAUGUGUAUCAAGAGAGAUUCUUCAUAAGUAAUUUGUAUUCCAUUGUAAAUGGGAAUUAUUCUUCAAGAAAAAAGCUCAUAUUGUCUCUUGCCAAAGCAUUUAACAUCAACCUUGGUUUUACAAAAUUGGAGGAUAACACAUUUCAAAGAGAUACCAUAAUUUAUACUGCGUUUAACAUCGCAGCCAUUCAUUUUGCAACUUUAGAAGAAGUAUUCAUAUUAAUAUGCAAAAUUGAUAAAGUAAUAUCUAGAGAGGGCUUGGAUUUGUCUGAUAAAAUAUUGAAAGAGACGAAUUCUGAUUCACUGAAUACUCAGUCUAUUGCUUACUUACGCAAUUUAUGCGUAAAUGCCCAAACUUUAAUUGCAUUGAUUACUUUCCGAAACCAUUUAGUUGCAACACAUAGUAUAACCGAUAAUCAGAUUGAAAAUUAUAAACCGAAUAAAACUGAGAUAGAAUUAAGACAACCCCCUAAGUUAGUUAACGAAAUUCCAUUGUCUAUUGAGACUGAAGGAUUGAAUCUAGUCUUGAAGAAUUCGGAAAGCUUUGGAACUAUCUACACGAGAUUUUUUCAAGUAAUUCAUGAAUUUACAGAAUAG
Messenger RNA from Debaryomyces fabryi, 4839 nucleotides. Its product is annotated as cohesin-loading factor complex subunit. Gene Ontology annotation, molecular function: chromatin binding. Gene Ontology annotation, biological process: establishment of protein localization to chromatin; replication-born double-strand break repair via sister chromatid exchange; regulation of gene expression. The coding region runs from base 1 to 4839 and encodes 1612 amino acids. NCBI's taxonomy places the organism in Eukaryota, Fungi, Ascomycota, Pichiomycetes, Serinales, Debaryomycetaceae. Gene Ontology annotation, cellular component: Scc2-Scc4 cohesin loading complex. The record is from RefSeq and is a predicted model, not a curated record. The transcript has a single exon.